Juglans regia (Persian walnut) is the source of this 1323-nucleotide messenger RNA. RefSeq names its product vesicle-associated protein 2-1-like. The coding region runs from base 455 to 1135 and encodes 226 amino acids. Gene Ontology annotation, biological process: endoplasmic reticulum membrane organization. The record is from RefSeq and is a predicted model, not a curated record. Gene Ontology annotation, cellular component: endoplasmic reticulum membrane; plasma membrane. Lineage: Eukaryota; Viridiplantae; Streptophyta; Magnoliopsida; Fagales; Juglandaceae. The transcript is spliced from 7 exons.
CACUGUCUGCCUGUCUGGUAACUGGUUCCUCAAAGCGCUCACACUUUUGAACCGGACGUCGCAGUCUCCAUGACACAACACGUGCCUCCUCAAUCUCCUUCCCCCUCUCUCUGAUUGAAGCUGCGUCGUACCCAUCGGAGGGUAGUCUGUAACCAGCACACCAAAACUCGCGCUCUUUUUGAGGCUGGUUCGGACUUACCUCGGGAGCGGGUCCGAUCUUGGUGGCCACAAACCUCGGAACCACCCCACUGGGUGCUGGCCAUCCGUAGCGCCCCUGCUUUUCGUUCCACCACGUGUGAGUCCCCAAUCAAUUCCCCUUCUCUCUCUCUCUCUCUCUCUCGUUCUGUGUCUGUCUCUGGAGGUCUGGGGAUUGUUAGCGUGCAACUAUUAUUCGCUUUGACAGAUUGAUCGAGUGAGUUUGUGGUGGCGGUGGUAGGGAUCAUUGAUCACCAUCAUGAGCGACGGUGGUGGUGGUGGGGGCAAUCAUUUGAUCUCUGUUCAUCCCGAUGAGCUCAAGUUUCCAUUUGAACUGGAAAAGCAAAGCUACUGUGAUGUUAAAGUUGCAAACAACACGGAACAUUAUGUUGCUUUUAAGGUUAAAACCACUUCACCCAAAAAGUACUUUGUGCGGCCCAACACGGGUGUUAUACAGCCUUGGGACUCAUGUCUCAUAAGAGUCACCCUCCAAGCACAGAGAGAAUGUCCUCCAGAUAUGUAUUGCAAAGAUAAAUUUCUCUUGCAGAGUACAAAAGUGCCUCCACAUAGUGAUGUUGAUGAACUUCCGCAGGAUACUUUUAACAAGGACAGUGGAAGGGCAAUAGAGGAAUGCAAACUUAAAGUUGUGUAUAUCUCUCCCGCUUCAGCUCAAACAAACUCAGAAGAUCAAGCAUUAAUGGGAUCUGCACAAAGUCCUAAUACCAAUUUUAACCAGGCUUUGCAGUUGCUGAAGGCUGAAAGAGAUGCAGCAGUUCAACAAACACAGCAGCUACAACAAGAACUGGACAUGCUGAAGAGGCGAAGAUCUCGAAAAAGUGACCAAGGCUUCUCACUCACCUUUGCAAUAUUUGCGGCACUCAUUGGCAUUAUGGUUGGCUUCCUCAUGAACCUUUCAUUGUUCUCAUCAUCUGCAGAAUGAUUCAAUACUUUCCAGGAUUCAUGAGAUCCCUUUUCUUAUCUGUGCACUGUAUAAUUUCAAGCUCGGUUGGAUGGGAAUUUACCUAUUUUGUAUAUUGGUCAUAGUAAAUCUGUUGUGAUCAGUUGGUUUACAAAGAUUCUCCUUUUCCAUCAACAGGUUACUCCCAAUGUGAGUGAAAAUUUGUUUAA